AUGGAUACUUGCCCCAAACCCGUCGACGUGGCGAGUGCGCAACUAGCCAUCGCAACGUUUUUCCACGUGUGUCGUAUUGCAACGAAUGUUGCGGAGCACGAUGCUUUCAAGACGAUGCUGAAAAAGGUUGCUGCUGCUGGUACAGGAUUUACACCUCCUGGACGACGGCUUAUAAUGGGAAGAUUGUUGGAGGAGUGCAAGGCGAACACCGACACUGCGUUGAAGGAGGUGAAGGAUUCAUGGAAGGAUGUCGGGAAGAAGGGAGCAGAAUUCAUUGCUGGCCACUUGAAGACGGCAAUGGUCAUGGUGGGAACGGAGAACGUAGUCGGCGUGCUGAUGGACGGUGCGUCCGCGAAUGUCAACGCUGCUAGCAUCAUCGCCCUCGACUACCCAAAAGUUCAGUGGAUUCGUUGCGCUGCGCAUUCUCUCAAUCUAAUGAUGAAAGACAUUGGCCAACUCGAUUGGGCCAAGGAUACCAUCGACCGCGCGCAGCAGCUAAUUUCGACGCUGAAGAACGCGCACUGGAUUACGGGGGUUCUUCGGAAGGAGAAGGCGCUACAAAUCUUGAAACCUGCGGGCACUCGUUUUGGAACAAACUACAUCGCCCUCGAACGCCUGCAAGCAGUGCGCAAAACUCUCGACAAGCUGGUGCUGAGUGAGGAUUGGGAGGAGUACGUCAAGGGAAAGCCAAAAAUGAAGGACGCAUGGGAUACUAUUAUCGACAAAGAGUUCUGGGCGCGCGUUGGGACGGUGCUCGAUGUGCUUCGUCCGGUCUAUAAGCUGUUGCGGAAUGUUGACGGCAAUCAGGAGGUGAUGGGCAAGAUCUAUGACAAAAUGUUUGUUUUGGAGGACGCGGUGAAGGAGGCGUGUAAGGAGCUGACCGAGGAGGAGAAGGAGGAUGUGACCGACAUCGUGCGGAAUCGGUGA
Closterium sp. Naga37s-1 is the source of this 927-nucleotide messenger RNA. The record is from the annotation of a GenBank genome assembly. Lineage: Eukaryota; Viridiplantae; Streptophyta; Zygnematophyceae; Desmidiales; Closteriaceae.